Aspergillus eucalypticola CBS 122712 is the source of this 630-nucleotide messenger RNA. Its product is annotated as RidA family protein. Gene Ontology annotation, molecular function: deaminase activity. Gene Ontology annotation, cellular component: cytosol. NCBI's taxonomy places the organism in Eukaryota, Fungi, Ascomycota, Eurotiomycetes, Eurotiales, Aspergillaceae. The transcript has 2 exons. Bases 65 to 472 code for a protein of 135 amino acids. The record is from RefSeq and is a predicted model, not a curated record.
UGAAAACCGUAACCAUCAGCUGUACCCUCCUCAAUUUUACUACUCUAUCUACUAAUCUUUCGAAAUGUCUCACCUCACCUAUUACAACUACGAAGGAGUUGGAAAAAGGAAUCAGCAAAAGUUCAAAUAUAGCCAAGCCGUGCGCAUAGGUGAUCGCAUUGAAUGCUCUGGACAAGGCGGCUGGGACCCAAACACUGGGGAAUUCUAUAAAGAGAUCAACGAGCAGAUCGACCAGGCGUUCAAGAACGUCGAGCUGAAUCUGAAGAACGCUGGCGGCAAAGGGUGGGAGCAGGUCUUCCGCGUGAACUCAUACCAUGUCCCCAUCAACAACGAAGCGCUGGAUGCCAUGGUCAGGAACUUUAAGAAGUAUAUGCCGAAUCAUGAGCCCCUGUGGACAUGUGUGGGCGUGACGAGGUUGGGGGAGGAUGAUAUGAGGGUUGAGAUUGAAGUGGUGGCUCAUGAUCCGAAAUAGUCUUUGACCAGGUAUUCAGGAAUGGGGGAUAAGCUAUGCGGCUCAUAAUCAAAGGCCAUGUAUAUGACUGCCAACUACCAUGCACGGUCCCAUGUGGCCUGGUUCAAGAAGUCAAAGUAUCCGUAGUCGUCUGGGAGCUGGCUCCAAAGUGCGAGAUC